Molecule: messenger RNA, 2041 nt
Organism: Fomitiporia mediterranea MF3/22
Lineage: Eukaryota; Fungi; Basidiomycota; Agaricomycetes; Hymenochaetales; Hymenochaetaceae
Exons: 8
Coding region: 25-1860 (611 amino acids)
Biological process (GO): formation of translation preinitiation complex; translational initiation
Molecular function (GO): RNA binding; translation initiation factor activity
Source: RefSeq, a predicted model, not a curated record
CCGUCUUCAUUCAGUGCCAAUUCGAUGUUCAGGAAACCACUUGCAGAUAUAAAGACUUCAGCGCCACUUAGAAACUCGGAUCGUAAAAAGUUGAAGCAACGCGUUCUGCAGGAUUAUUUGGAUCCCGCUCGAGUCGCCGAGGAACCAGAGCUUGGUGAUUUGCUCGUACCAGAUGGCCUGCUGUCCGUCAAGUUCACAACUCAUAGUGGUGAAUUGGGUGUUGCAUACCUCUCUGCUGAUGGCGAACCCCUUUGGUUCUCCCUAGGCAAGGGAAGCAACGACUUGAUUCCAACGGUGUACACACUAUGGAAGAAACCAUGCCUUCUCCCACACCUCUCAACUCCCUCCGCCGUAAUCCCAGUCCUGCAAAACGGAGCAGACUUAAUGGCAGCCGGAGUUGUCGAGAUGCCCAGCACGCCCGCCCUCGGACAACUCGUCUCCAUCACACAAUACACUAAAGGAGCGGUUGGCCCGCCACUUGCUGUCGGACGUAUGGCGAUGUCUGGAGAGAAAGUAAGGGAAGAAGACACAAAAGGGAAAGCAGUGUACGUGUUGCAUGUGUGGAAGGAUAAGCUAUGGGAGAUGGGUGGGCAGAGUGAGCCGCCUGAGCCGGAGGUUGUCUCUGAGGCUGUUUCCGUGGCUAUGGAAGGUGGGAAGGGAGGAGGAGAAGCGGAGGAGAUGGAUGAUGUAGAGGAGAAAGCUACGGGUGGAAGCGAACAAGUGAACAACGAGGAGGAGGAAGCUACUCCUCCUCCACCUUCCGAAGUAGAACCCGCUGCCGAAGAACAAGAAGGUGCAGCGCCUCCUCCGUUGAACCCACAAGAGGUAACCUCCCUCCUCCGCACUUCCCUCAUCCAAGCAAUCUGCACCACACUCUCCACACUCCCAUCCUCCACGUACCCUCUCCCCUCGACGACAUUCUACACGCAACAUAUCCUCCCUGCCCGACCCGCACACAUCCCCUCCUCCCAGACUCCAAUAGACAUCAAACACUCCACACACAAAAACCUCACUUCCUUCCUCCGUACCUGUGAGAAAGAAGGUCUUCUCAAGCUCAAAGAAUCUCGUGGCGGGCGCCCUGGAAAGGGUGGUACCGCCGGAGAUCCAGUCCAGAUUCUCAGCAUCAACAUCAACCACGUAGACGUCCAAGCCCAUCGCGUCUACCGCUCCAUCAGGGAGGUAGAAGCGAGACGGGAGAGGAGAGAAGAGAGGGAGGCACAGGAGGCGAAGAAACCGAAAGAGAUGAUCGUGACGGAACUUUGGAAGCCUCAUUUGGGGAGUGUGAGGGUAUUUGAGAGCGUUGGGCAGGAUACCAAAGCCCUAUACACUCUCCCCCAAAUAAAAGAAACCAUCAACUUAUACGUCUCGACCAACUCACUCGUUAACGCUAAUCAACAGCAGUUCGUUAACGUCGACGACCUCCUUCAGGAUGUCCUAUCUAGUAAAGGUGGAGGAGAAGUACCGGAAUUCAUGAAACGCGAAGAGUUAGCGAGGAGGUUAUCUGAGAAGAUGCAAGCUUGGUAUCGGGUUGAGGUUGAUGGGAAGGAGCCUGUCUUGAAAAAAGGCACCCUCCACCCAAUCUCAAUCACGAUCAAAAUCCGACAAGGUCGUAAAGCAUGUACACUCCUCACGCACUUCGAGCCGUUCCUUCUCUCCGCUGAUACUCUCGCUGAAGAGCUUCGCCAUCUUUGUGCGAGUGCCACGUCUGUUAACCCCCUUCCUGGAGGUGCAAAAGGAGGAGGGAUGGAAGUGAUGAUACAAGGCCGACAAACGAAGAUUGUGAAGGAGUUGUUAAUUGGGAAAGGUGUACCGGCCAAGUGGAUUGAGGAGAGUGAUUUGACUGUGGGGAAGAAGAAAUAAGUAUCCAAGAAGAUUAGAGAUUUUUACUUGUGUAUGGUGGUGUUUGAGGUAAGGAAGAUAGAGAUAGAGUAGAGUACUAGUAGGAUGUAUGUUAUCGCAUUUUCUUGAUAUGUGGGUGCAGUACAAGGAUUAGGAAACAAGGUCGAGGUAGAGGUAGAGGUAGAAAUAAGGAUAACGAAAU